Molecule: messenger RNA, 1668 nt
Organism: Dicrocoelium dendriticum
Lineage: Eukaryota; Metazoa; Platyhelminthes; Trematoda; Plagiorchiida; Dicrocoeliidae
Source: the annotation of a GenBank genome assembly
AUGGCGCAUAUAAUUUCCCAGCAAAGUGGCAAUGGAUUUGUGAGCGCCUUCAGUAUUCGCUCAGUACUAGAUUUGCCAUCCACCCAGUCUGAUGGUGAAGGCAACGUGGAAGAUAGUAAUUCCCUCAUAACUGGAAUCGGAGGCGCUUCAGUUACAGAUGAUCAACCAACCAUUUCUGAACGUGUGCAAAAAGGAUGUGCGUUACAUCACAUGCGCGGCCAAAGUGUACGCGGAACCAGUCGGUCCAGUGCGAACAAGUUACCAGUUCGGUCGACAAGGACAACUGGUGAUGAGCAUCGUUGCCAGCAGUUACUGCUCACCUUACCAGAUAACUCACACACAACUUUAACCUUGGAUUUCCCUCCAGACGGUUCGUUGCUUCCAAAGUCCUCACCCUCUUCGCGCUUCCAUCAGACUUGUUCGCAGUCCCAAGCGAACUGUCCACUACCAGCACAUUCAGUUUCGGGCCAGUUAGAUGAGGAGAACUGUGAACCGUUCGGAAAAAAGAUCAACGCAGAGGAGACGGGGAAAGAUGGUACAAAAAGCGCACUCAAGAGCAACGAGAAACCUCCAUUCAGUUACAAUGCUCUUAUCAUGAUGGCUAUCCGUAGCAGUGCAGAAAAGCGCCUCACGCUGAAUGGGAUUUAUGAUUUUAUAACAACGAAUUUUCCGUACUACAAAGACAACAAGCAGGGAUGGCAAAAUUCCAUACGACAUAAUCUAUCGCUAAACAAGUGUUUUGUUAAAGUACCUCGUGCAUACGACGACCCCGGAAAGGGAAACUAUUGGAUGCUGGAUCCUUCUUGUGAAGACGUGUACAUUGGUGGAGCUACGGGGAAACUGAGGCGUCGGACUAGUUCGAUGCAGCGCAAUCGAUUCUUCAGCCUUCGAUUGGCCAGUUAUUAUAGCGCAUUAGCUAAAAACUACCCCUUACUGGGGGGACAACGUAUUCCGGAUUUCUCUCCGACUGAAUCAUAUUAUCCCGGUUUCCCAAUUGCAAUGGAAUCGCACGCAUUUCCACACGUUCAGAGUGUCUGUGCGUCACCCUUCCUACCGGUCCCGCAUAAUUUAGCGUUGUUGGGAUCCUAUGGUUUGCUUACAAACGGUUCGACAUCUGAAUUCUUCGGCCGGCUCGUUCCCGAGUUUCAUCCAUUCUUGUCCACAGUUCCAUCACCAAGCCCUGAUGGUGCGAUCGCAAUUACCAAUCAGCAAACAACUUUCAUCCCUGUCCAGCCUGAUAACCCCCUACGGCGGGCGCAGGAAAUCUGGUCAUCACCAUCUUCAAAGGAGCAUGGUUCGUUUGGUGAACAGGACUGGAUUCCACAUUCAGUGCCGGAGGACCAUAUUUCUACCACCAAUUCUACUCUCAAACGUGGGCCGGAGUCGAUAUGCUCAAAGGAGGCGUCGUUCACGAACCCCAAAGUGGAGGCUGUCCGCUCUUGUGCACAAUCGUUGUACGGGAUCAAGACUUAUCCUGACGAAGGAUGGGCCACUUGUAGAAUCAAACGAAGCAAAUCACACAAAAGUAGCAGCCCCAAACCAGUAGUUCCUUACCCUAUCACGGCGUCGUAUCAGUCAGAAUCCGCUCAAUGCAGAGAUAAGACUCCAACAGUCAGUGAAUUUGCUGCUGAGCAGUUAUGGCUCCGUCUUCUCCAGCCCCAUACAUAG